Messenger RNA from Torulaspora delbrueckii, 726 nucleotides. RefSeq names its product proteasome core particle subunit beta 6 (gene PRE7). Bases 1 to 726 code for a protein of 241 amino acids. The record is from RefSeq and is a predicted model, not a curated record. The transcript has a single exon. Gene Ontology annotation, cellular component: proteasome core complex. NCBI's taxonomy places the organism in Eukaryota, Fungi, Ascomycota, Saccharomycetes, Saccharomycetales, Saccharomycetaceae.
AUGACGACGAUUGCAUCCGAAUACUCUAAUGAAGUGGCGCAUACGCCCAUUCAGCACCAGUUCAAUCCUUAUACCGACAAUGGUGGUACAAUUUUGGGGAUCGCAGGUGAAGAUUUCGCUGUACUAGCUGGUGACACUAGACACACUACCGAUUACUCUAUUAACUCACGUCAUGAGUCUAAAGUGUUUGAUUGCGGUGACAACAUAGUAAUGUCUGCAAAUGGGUUUGCUGCAGAUGGUGAAGCAUUGGUUAAAAGAUUCAAGAAUAGUGUGAAAUGGUACCACUUCGAUCACAAUGAUAAGAAAUUGUCGCUUUCUUCUGCGGCAAGAAAUAUUCAGCAUUUACUAUAUGGUAAGAGAUUUUUUCCAUACUAUGUGCACACAAUUAUUGCCGGACUCGAUGAAGAGGGUAAAGGUGCAGUCUAUUCAUUCGACCCUGUGGGUUCAUACGAGAGAGAACAGUGUAGAGCAGGUGGUGCAGCAGCAAGUUUGAUUAUGCCCUUUUUGGAUAACCAAGUGAAUUUCAAGAAUCAAUUCGAACCGGGCACUAAUGGGAAAGUAAGAAGACCGCAAACUUACCUGAGUAUCGAAGAAGUUAUAAAAUUGGUUAGAGAUGCAUUCACCUCCGCUACGGAGAGACACAUUCAAGUUGGUGAUGGGUUAGAAAUAUUAAUUGUGACAAAGGAUGGUGUAAGGAAAGAAUUUUACGAAUUAAAGAGGGAUUGA